GGUGUGGUCUUGUGCCUUUUAUCCUAAGUGCAUGGCAGUCUGAGUGUCUCUCUCUGUGUGCCACCAUAUGUGUGCUUGAGUUUAGGAAGCGGCCAUGGAUGAUGUGUAUAAAGCAGCGGUUGAGAACUUGACAGAAGAGCAGAAAAAUGAGUUCAAAGCUGCCUUCGACAUCUUUGUGCAAGAUGCAGAGGACGGUUGCAUCAGUACCAAGGAGCUUGGAAAGGUGAUGCGUAUGUUGGGUCAGAACCCCACCCCUGAGGAACUCCAGGAAAUGAUUGAUGAAGUAGAUGAGGACGGCAGCGGAACAGUGGAUUUUGACGAGUUCUUGUUGAUGAUGGUGCGCUGCAUGAAAGAGGAGAGCAAAGGAAAAUCCGAGGAGGAGCUGGCUGAGCUCUUCCGAAUAUUUGACAAAAAUGAAGAUGGCUACAUCGACCUGGAGGAGCUAAAGACCAUGUUGGAGUCGACGGGUGAGGCCAUCACAGAAGAUGACAUUGAGGAGCUGAUGAAAGACGGUGACAAAAACAAUGAUGGCAAGAUCGACUAUGAUGAGUUCCUGGAAUUCAUGAAGGGGGUUGAAUAAACAGGCAGUGUCAAAAACGCUCAGGCAAUCAGCAAGAUCCCAAGUCUGAAUGUCUCUCUGUGUGCCACCGUGUGUGUCUGUGAGUUUAGGAAGUAGCCAUGUAUGAUGUGUAUAAAGCAGCACAUCCCAUUGGAUAAACAGGGAAAAAAAUCACCCCCCAAGGUUAUAUGCUGAAAUGCCAAAGCUAUUCAUCUGCAGGUUUCACAUAUCAACACUGUUGCGUAAAUGGUUCCAUGUAUCAGCAUAAUUCACUUUAAAGCGUACAGAUCUGUUCCUAUGGGUUAUUGUUCCAGCCUUAUUACAAUCAGCAUUUGUGGACAGUGGAAAUCUGAUACAAAAUGUAGCAAAAUUUUAAUCUAGUGUCAUCCUCUGUUACAGUUUUCAUAAUUCUUUAAUCAAGUUCUCUGAAACACUGUCAGACGCACCAUUACACAGCUAAUGAAUAUAUUUCAAAGGUUUAAGUGCAGUCACCAUAUCAGUUUAUACUGUGCAGCUAUGCACUAGAUUUCACUAGUCAAAUGUCAUAACUUACUCAAAAUGUUUAAUUCAUGUGUCAAGAUCACAAACCAUCAUCAAUGAAUGUUGUCACUAAAAUGUAGUAUCCCAUUAUUAUUGUUUAAACCGCAACAAUCAAAAUCCAAAAGGAAAGUGUCAAUAUGAUAGGAUACUAUGAAAGUGUUUCUUCACCUCAUUUUUCAUUGAAACUGAUAAAAUCACCCUCAAAAAAUGAAAUCAAAAUUAUUUCUGUACCUCAUGCCAUAACAAACACCAAUAUGAGCAAAAUAUUUAGCUAUGUUGUUGUUUAUGGAAUGUACCUUUACAGUAACGGAAAACAGGAAAUACAAAAAGAUUUGUUGAUAGUUUUAUACUGACAAUCACAGCUACGGAAAAAAGUCCACAGCACAUUUUUUUUUUCUGUAAAGAAAAUGCCUUAUACUGAAAUUCAUAUGAAACUACAGUUAAAAAAAAUCUAAACAAUGUAAAUAACCAUCACCUCACUCAUCCAUCUGCACCUGUAUAUCUGGCCACAUAAUUUCUCCACCACACAUCUGUCAUUAUUCUUCCUUACAGAGUGAUGACAUUUUUAGCACUCCAUCCUGUACAUGUUUCUGCUGUGAUGUCUGCACAAGCAGCAUCCAUUUCAUCAAGCCAGACAUUGGAUCAUGCCGCCAACGGUCAUAUACCUUCCAUCUCCAUGCUGAAAAGGCUCAGAAACCUGGCGUUCCAGUCACAACUCCUGAUUGGUCAGGUUGAAACCUGCUUCAUCUACCUAUACAAAAAUGUGUGGGGUUUCUUUUGCCUUGAAUUCCAUCACUCUCUGUGAAAGAUGGAAAAGUGGUGUGUAUGAGGAAAAUACAUUUUUUUUGUACUUUCUGUAUUAUCCAUAUGAAAAAUUAGCCAGGAGCCCCCCCCUCCCAUUUGGCGAAUUUUAUCGCCAAUAUUUCAAAAUGCCAAAAUAGUGUUGCUUUUUAAAAUACCGCAUACCCCAGUACAAUGCCUGCAUAGUAUGAAAAAUUUGAUAUGUGGAUACCUCCAACCCUCCUUAUACAGCUGCUCACAAUAACUACUACAACAACAAGUAUUCUUCCUCUACUUCUUCAUCAUUGACCACUGAUAUGUGAAAGUCCACACUGCCACCUCCUGUAAAUACCUAAUCAAUUACCUUGCUCAUGCACGGUUGAUGUGCACGGAUGCGCAUGGUUUCCGCUAGACUACAAAUUCUGGGUCACACGCACACCAUCUGCGGCCAUCCACAACCAGCCCCUAAUAACAAAAUCUACGUCACGUCCCCUGGUCCACAUCCAAAAGCACACAUGGAAAAGUGAAGUAUGAACUAGCCUUUAGUUCUAAAUGACAAGUGAUCACACUGACGUGUGUGCUGCAUAUUUGCACAUUUCUCUAUAUAGAACAAUCAUGAUGUGUGUGUGUGUGUGUGUGUGUGAUCGAGCGUGCAUGAGAAAGUUAUUUUGUGUUUGUUUUAUGUUAAGUGUAAUGCCUGUCGUGUAUUGGUUGUAGUGUUAGAAGUAAAUACAUGCAUUUCAUGCAUUUUAAA
Messenger RNA from Paramormyrops kingsleyae, 2633 nucleotides. Its product is annotated as troponin C, slow skeletal and cardiac muscles-like. The record is from RefSeq and is a predicted model, not a curated record. Gene Ontology annotation, cellular component: myosin II complex. NCBI's taxonomy places the organism in Eukaryota, Metazoa, Chordata, Actinopteri, Osteoglossiformes, Mormyridae. Gene Ontology annotation, molecular function: calcium ion binding.